CGCGCUCAGACGGGUGAGUGCGCGAGAGCAGUGUAUCGGUCUCUGUCGUCUCUGAACCUUUUUACUGCUAAUAUUCUCCUUUAAGAGACAUUCUGGAGAUGACUGACGACUGUACUCAGGAGCGCGAGUGGAAUGGAGAUGAAUUAGACGAGUCAGACGAUGACUCCGUAAGCUUGCUGUGUGAUCUUAAUGCCUGCCGAAGCAAAGGGGCAGCUGAGGACAUGGAAAUAAGUGAUUUAGAUUCACAAGUCUGCAACAAAGAGUCGAAAAAGAAAAGGAAGAUGAAUGGACUUGAACCGCCCGACCCAUAUAUAUCCAGUUGUAUCCAGUCUGCAGCAGGCCAUGCUCAUUCUACAGCUCAAUCCGCGAAUGCCUCGCAAUGUGUGAAAAUCCACAGCAAGAAACAACUUAACAAGAGAAAUGAAAAGGGAGAGACUCUCCUGCACAAAGCAUGCCAGAGAGAAGAUCUGGCACAAGUCAAAGCACUCAUUCAAGCCGGGAUCAGCGUCAACAUAGAGGACUACGCAGGCUGGACAGCCCUCCAUGAAGCUUGUGAUGCGGGUGAUGAGGCAGUGGUUGAGGAGCUGUUGAGGGCCGGAGCUAAUGUUAACGCUAGAAGCUGUGAUGGCGUCACACCCCUACAUGAUGCCGUUACCUCUGGACACUAUCAGGUAGUGAAGCUUCUACUCCAGUAUGGGUCAAACGCCAGUGACAAAAAUGUCGGUGGCCUCAGCGCACUGGACAUGGCGGAGGAGGACAAUAUCAAAGAGCUACUCUUAACUUUCCAAGCAUCUCCUGUCAUUCAUGAGCACCUUUGUGAGGCACCUGCACAGUACAGACAGGCAGGUGACACAUCCUCAAAGGCUCGCUGCCACAUGCAGCUCUCCUGCCAGAGCAGCUUCAGUCCCAGCCACAAUGACACGGCAAAUGCACAAUCCAGAGAAUCAGGUGACAGAGACGGAGCCAGAGAGCCCGGUGACAUUCAGCUGCGAAAGAAAGACACCACCGCUGAUAGUCUGAGUCAUUCGGUGGCCGUAACAGCGGUUUUGGAGGAUGUGAAGAGGAAACAAACCGAAAUCUCAACUUGGCCUCUGGCAGGUGUUGGUGAUACAGGAAUAUUUCUCUCUGCUCUGAUACAUGUCCAGAAUGUUCUGAUUGAAGUGCUCGCCAAACAGCAGUUGGAGAAGGAUAAUCUUGCCAAAAAAUGCCGGAGUGUGUCCGGCUUCCUUCGGCAACGUGUGCUGAGAGGUCAACUUGUCUCCAUCGCUUCACACCAGAGGACUUUGGUGGAGAUUCUCCAGAAGCAAAUGCAGUUGGUAGAAGUGUAUGUAACGGCAAAGGCCAAACUUUCCCCUCCAAACCAUGUGAGCAGUACCGUAGCGAAACUGCAUCAAGAUCACAGCUAUAGUCAAGAGAGUCAAAGAAAGGAAGGCCAUAGUACAGCAACACAGGCCCAACUGUUAAGAUCAGCUCCUCCAAACAAUGCCAAGAACCUUACAAUGCCCAGACCUCCUGCUUCAUUACUAACGCAGGGGAAGAAGAUGCUGACACAUGCUGAUGUGCUGAAUAAGCAAACCAGCAGCUGUCAGAGCAACGCCCUGCAACCGGGAAAUACUUCGCAAUACAUCAGCUUUCAGAUAAGAGGAAAUAAUGCCCUGAUACAGACAAGAGCUGAGGACAACAGCAGACAUCUCUCUAAGCUAAUACAGAGUGGAGUCAUGCAAACAGGAAGUACUCUACAGUUGUUGUUGAAGGGUCACUGGCACCUUGCUCGUGUGCUGUGUGAUAGCUCGAUUAAAGACAGUAAAGGCAAGUUGCACCUGGCUCCAGAACGCUGGCUGGAGUCUAUCCUCGGUAACAACAUCCCUGUCAGCUCAGCAUACGCUUGGAACAAGGUGACGUUCAGAGACAAACCUUUGUCUCAUUACUUAUUGAACAUGGAGACUGAAGGAAACACUCCACAGACAUAUCCUGAGGACGACGUUCAGCACCUGAAGGCCGUUUCUUCUUGGGAGAUGCUGACCACAGAGGCAUCCUGCUUGAGCCGUCUCAUGAAAAUCAAAAUAAUCCAUUUGGUGGAAGAUGACGAACUGCUGCCAAACGCUAGGCUGAACAUCUACUGGGAGAAGCUCUUGAAGAAAGACUAUUCAGAGUCUGAAGACUGGGGGAGUGAAUUAUUAUAAUGAUCUCUCCCCACAUUUUGACCAUAACGGUUUGAGAGUUUAAAGGACCAGUGUGGAGGAUUUAGCAGCGAAGUGGUGAAGUUGCAGAUUGUAAUCAUUUAAAAACAGCUCAGCCCUCCAGGUGUGUAGGAAAAAACUCUAAAAAGCCCCUGUUUACAGCCAGUGUUUUGUUCCCGUUCUGGGCUACUGUAGAAACAUGGCAGUUCAACAUAGCAGACUUUGCAUGAUAAACUGACUGUACUCACGAUUGGGGGGAGGGGGGGAGGUACAACAAAGGGUUGAAAAGUAUUAUAUGAGUUUGUUGUUCCUUAUUUGUACUUACGGUUUCAUGUUGUAACUGUUUAUGUCAGACAGCUUCAGCUCUAUUUGGCCAUGUGGAAGUAGUGUGUAGUUUCACACUCCAUGGAUACACACUAUAUCUCUAAACUGUCUGCAGUGCCUACAGUAUUUGCAUUGUUAACCGUUUCACUGUUAAAACA
This is a messenger RNA of Morone saxatilis (striped sea-bass), 2662 nucleotides long. RefSeq lists its product as uncharacterized. Lineage: Eukaryota; Metazoa; Chordata; Actinopteri; Moronidae. Bases 99 to 2183 code for a protein of 694 amino acids. The transcript has 12 exons. Gene Ontology annotation, molecular function: protein binding. The record is from RefSeq and is a predicted model, not a curated record.